AUGAGUGAAACUCCGUCCACUAACUUUUCAAUGAUUCAUGCAGCCUCUUCUGAAGGUCAAACUUCUUAUCCUCGCCACUUCAAUGUCACUCAACCAGUUGUGGCCAAAAGGAUUAGUUUCUAUAAGAGUGGAGACCCUCAGUUCAAUGGGAUCCAGAUGGUUGUCAAUCCCCGUUCCUUCAAGUCUUUUGAUGCCUUGCUUGACAACUUGUCUAAGAAGGUCCCAUUACCCUUUGGAGUCAGGAAUAUCAGCACCCCACGUGGUAUCCAUGGCAUCACAAAGCUGGAAGACCUAGAGGAUGGCAGGUCAUACAUCUGUUCCCACAAGAAGAAAAUAAAACCCAUUGACCUGGAGAAGGCUCGCCAGAAGCCCCUGCCCUGGCAGAGCAGUAGACCUGUCAGUGGUCAUCGCCAAGCUGCGCAAUUGGCCAGGGCGAAGGAGUUUAGCCUGACUCAUCAAGAGCUUCCUCUGGUGGUUCAGACACCCAGAAAGCUCUUAGUUUUCAAAAAUGGUGAACCAAAGACUAGGCAUGCCAUCAUUCUGAGUAGGAAGAUCACUCGGAACUUUGAAGCCUUUCUGGACUACCUGACUGAACUCAUGCAAUACCCAGUUGUGAAGCUGUACACCACAGAUGGAAGAAAGGUGCCCAGCCUACAGGCAGUUAUAUUGAGCUCUGGAGCUGUAGUGGCUGCAGGAAGAGAACCAUUUAAACCAGGAAAUUAUGACCUUCUGAAAUACCUGCUUCCUGGUCAAUUACCAAGGAUAUCUAAACGCAUAUACCCAAAAGGACAAACAAAACCAGAAAGCAGAAAAAAUGGUAAUUGGAAGGUGUCGAUAAUUACCAGUGAGUUGCCAGGUGCAGGAACCAGCUCCCAGAUUUAUAUUGUAUUAUAUGGACACCGCAGAAGUUCAGCACCUAUCUAUCUUUAUGGAACAGGUGGGGACCCAUUUCAAGAAGGCCGAGAAGAUAUCUUCACACUAAAGACUGGAGAUAUCGGGGAACUCUACAAGAUACGUAUUGGCCACAGCAAUUCUGGACUUUCUCCUGCCUGGCAUUGUAAAGAGAUAAAACUGCAGAACCUUUUCUCAGGGGAACAAUUUUAUAUCCCUGUUUGCCGCUGGUUGGCUCAAGAUCGAGAGGAUGGAGAAAUCUGUCGGGAAUUGCCCGUUUUUCAAAAAGGCCAGCCAAUCAUUCCAGUGACAGUGUAUGAGGUACGUGUGACCACAGGAGACUGGUGGAAUGCUGGGACAGAAUCAAGAGUCUACAUCUCUGUCUAUGGAGAGAAAGGAGAUACAGGCUCCAGGCAACUGUUUAGAUCAAAGAACCCCAAGAAAUUUUUAAAAGGACAAACUGACAUCUUCUCUCUUGAAGCAGUGAACCUUGGGUAUUUGUACAAGGUUGUUAUAGCACAUGAUGGACUUGGUUCAGGAAAUGGUUGGUUUCUUGAUGAUAUUGUGAUCAAAGAUCCUACCACAGAUCUGGAAUAUGCCUUCUUGUGUCACAGAUGGCUGGAUCAUGGAGAGGAUGAUGGGAAAAUUUUUAGAGAACUGUGUGCUAGUGAUAAUAGCACUUUUUUUGGGAGACAGAAGUUGGAACUUCAAAGAAAAGAAGCUUGGGCUGUUGAAAGCUGGAAACUGAAGAAAGGAAACAUUCUUCAGUUCUACAACCGACUUAGUGGAGGCUUUGUCCGUCUUCACCCUGAUGGCACUGUUGAUGCUCUUGGAGAAAAGACAGACAAAAAUGGACUUUUUGAUGUCAUUGUGAAAAGAAGAAACAUAUGCAUCUUUCAAAGUCAUCAGACAAGAAAUCUUUCUCUUGCCCUUGAUAUCUCUGGAAUGGCUACUGGAAUGCCAGAUGGUGGAGUUACAUGUGAGCUUCGAGUCCUCCAUCUGCCUAAUCGCUGUGCCAUUCUGGAAUCAGUCAUGGUCCCUGGUCUGACAGUUGCUUUCAAUAGUCAAGGCAAAGUAGCUGACGAAUCAACAAACAGCUAUGCAGGGCUCUCGAAAGAAUUUGUGAUAUAUGCUAAGGGUGUGUUCCACAACAGUGCAGUAAUUCUGCUCAAUACCAGCUUAUGCCAGGCUCUGACCCUCCAGUCUGAUGGGAGCUGCAGUGGAGCAGGAAAUCAAUCUGAAGAAUCCCACUGGAAAGUGCAUAAAAUCAGCUCUGGGGUUUGCAUGUUUGAAAGUGUGAAGAAUCCAAGAAUGUUUCUUAGGAUCAAGAAUGGCCACUGUGAUGGAAGAGGCACAGGAGAUCUCGACUGUCACUUUAAAAUUCAGAGGAACUUGGAAAAUGGAUCCAUAAGUCUGGAAUCAGUGAAAAGUAAAGGCCUGUUCAUUGGACUUCUGCCAGAUGGUCAGACAAAGCCAGUUCUUUAUACUAAAGACACAGGUGUUUUCUUCUAUCCACAAGUCAUUCAAUUUGGCAGGGAAAAACCAAUGGGAACAUCUGCAACAGCUAGCCAACAGGAAGAAAAGGCCAGAGAAUCUGGGAACCAGGCAGAAGCAGCAUCUCAGUACAUGGCCCACAGCCCAUCCCACUCUCUGGCCUCAACGGAAUUUCGAAACACCUCCACCAGUGACACAGUUCUUCUCUCAGAUGAUGAAUGGCAGGUGUUGGUGCUGACAGGAAAUACAGGGACUCAAGCCAAUGUCACCCUCUGGGUGUAUGGAGACAAAGGAGUUAUUGGACCACUACCUCUUGGCAAGGGCAGUAAGGAGCAGCUGUUCCUUCCAAGAAAGGAGAAUGAAUUUCAGGUUCAAAUACAGAACAUUGGCAAAAUAUACAAGAUCAGAAUAGGACAUGAUGCAACCAGUGAACAGCCUGAAUGGAGUUUACAAAUGGUGAAAAUGAAGCAUUUAAAGAGUGGGAAGACCCUCAAUUUUGCAGCAAACAAGUGUUUAUCUAGAAUCCAAGGAGAUGGAGACAUUGUCUGUGAGCUGCCUGUAGAAGAAGAUGGAAAAGCGUUGUUUCCAAUAGUGAGAUACCAUGUUUAUGUCUACACUGGCCAGUUGAAGGAAGCAGAAACCACAUCUGCAGUUUAUCUGUGUCUUUAUGGAGAAAGAGGUGACUCUGGUGUUAGACUUUUAUACAAAUCAGAUAAGCCAAUAAAAUUCCAAAGAGGUCAGAUUGAUAAGUUUCAAGUGGAAGCUGUAUCCCUUGGGAAGCUUCAGAAGGCUCUGUUGCUCUGCAAGGCCACUGACCAAUCAGAGUACUGGUAUUGUGAGAAAGUUAUCAUCAGGGAACCAAUGAAGGAAUCAGAGUCCAUAUUCAACUGUGAAAGGUGGCUUCCUUUUAUGUCCCAGGGCAUCAUUCACUCAGAAAUAGAACUUUAUCCUCAAGAAAUGCAAAUAAAGCAUCAGCCUAAAACGCAAGAGGAAGCAAAUGAAGGAGACUGGAAGAUAACUGUUGUCACAGGAGAUUUUGAGAAGGCUGGCACAACUGCUACAGUGUCUCUUUAUGCUUAUGGAGAAAAGAUGUCUUCAGGUCCCAUCAUUUUGGGGUCUGGGAAGCACCAGUUGUUUAACCCCAACAGUGCAGACAUAUUUAAGAUUAAUCUUAAAGAUAUUGGUGAAUUGUAUAAAAUACGCAUCGAACAUGACAAUAGUGGAAAAGAUCCUAGUUGGUAUUUGGAAGAAAUUAAACUUGAAGAAAUAGACACUGGGAAGGUGUUUUCACUCACAGUGGAUUGUUGGAUACCUGAGAAUGAAAAUGAUGGAGACACUUGCAAAGAAAUAGCUAUCAACCAGCCUUACAAGAAGCCCUUGCCAUUGGUGAUUUAUGAGAUUCAUGUCUACACUGGAUCAAAGCUGGGUGCUGAAACUGACUCUAAUGUGUUAAUCAACCUUAUUGGAACCAGGGGAGAUUCUGGGAAACGAAGGCUUCAUAAGUCUAUGAAUAACCAAGUCAAGUUUCAACAAGGACAGGUGGACAUCUUUGUCAUUAAGUCUGUGUCUCUUGGAGAACUGAAGAAAGUUCUGAUUAGUCAUGAUGGGACUGGUCCAGGCAAUGGAUGGUUUCUUGAGAAGAUUAUUAUUAAAUUUAAAGAGGAUAAAGAAGAUCAAGAAGUACUGUUCCCAUGUGACAGGUGGUUGGAUGAGUACCAGGAGGAUGGGAAGACUGAGAGGGAGCUGACUGCUGAAAGUAAGUAG
Monodelphis domestica (gray short-tailed opossum) is the source of this 4149-nucleotide messenger RNA. It is a transcript of the gene RP1, whose product is annotated as RP1 axonemal microtubule associated. Gene Ontology annotation, molecular function: protein binding. Lineage: Eukaryota; Metazoa; Chordata; Mammalia; Didelphimorphia; Didelphidae. Gene Ontology annotation, biological process: intracellular signal transduction. The record is from RefSeq and is a predicted model, not a curated record.